This is a messenger RNA of Bufo bufo (common toad), 2737 nucleotides long. RefSeq names its product aarF domain containing kinase 1 (gene ADCK1). The record is from RefSeq and is a predicted model, not a curated record. The coding region runs from base 164 to 1966 and encodes 600 amino acids. Gene Ontology annotation, biological process: protein phosphorylation; mitochondrion organization; lipid homeostasis. NCBI's taxonomy places the organism in Eukaryota, Metazoa, Chordata, Amphibia, Anura, Bufonidae. Gene Ontology annotation, molecular function: ATP binding; protein kinase activity. The transcript is spliced from 11 exons. Gene Ontology annotation, cellular component: mitochondrial inner membrane.
GUCGAAGCUCAAACCCGGAGUUAGGGGAAGAAAUAUGGCACAUCCAGCGCGGACACAGUUAGCUCUCACCGCCCAUACAAAUGCUAAUUUCUCCGACCUGUCAACCCCAAAGACACAUUGACAGCCAGGGUUAAGUAACUAUACCGGCUCCUCCCUCUCUUGUAUGGACAGAUGGUUUCUCCCAGCCUCACCUCCUAUAUUCCGCAACCCUGAACUCCAGCACAGAAGGCAGAUACCUGAACUACAUCUCCCGGCGUGCUCAGCGCCGAUCGGACUGUGCCAAGUGCCAGGCAGGGGUGAUGCCCUAGUGCAGCAUACAGCGCGGAACCGGCGGGGGCAGGCGGCCGGGAUGAUGAGGCGUUCGAUAAGGCUCGUGUCUCUGGUCACCGCAGGUCUCGCCACCUCGGGGGGUUUCAUUUAUGGGGCGCACUCCUGGGACCCCAGUGACUUCGGGGUUGUGCGAAUUGGAAGGGCUGUGCUGACGACGGCCGCCAUCACCUGUGAUUACCUGAUGACUCUCCGCAGAGUUCCGCCGGCCACUCAGGAGUAUGACAUCAUCAUAUCUCAGGUGCACGCUCGCUCUGCCCGCCGCCUGCUGGACCUGUGCUGUGCCAAUCGUGGCACAUACAUUAAGCUGGGGCAGCACCUGGGCGCUCUGGAGUACCUGCUGCCCCCAGAAUACACCAGCACCCUAGGCGUGCUGCACAGCCGGGCCCCGUCCACGCCUCUGCCGGACGUGCUGCACAUCAUCCAGGAGGAGCUGGGUAAGGAGACCUCAGAGCUGUUUGCCCACUUUGAGGAGACUCCGCUGGGUGCCGCCUCGUUGGCGCAGGUCCACCGAGCCGUUCUGAGGGAUGGUCAGACUGUGGCCGUGAAGGUUCAGCACCCCAAAGUGAGAAAGCAGAGCUCCCGGGACAUCCUGAUCAUGGAGAUCCUCCUCCAGGUGGUGAAGGCCGUCUUCCCGCAGUUUGAGUUCAUGUGGUUAGUGGAAGAAGCUAAGAAGAACCUUCCCCAGGAGCUGGACUUCCUGACCGAGGCCCGCAAUGCCGAGAAAAUGGCACAUAUGGUCCGCAAGUUCCCUUCCCUGAAGAUCCCUCGUAUCCACUGGGACCUGAGCACGGAGCGGGUCCUGGUGAUGGAAUACAUGGAGGGCGGGCAGGCCAAUGACCUCCAGUACAUGAAGAGGAAUAACAUUGAUGUGGAUCAGGUCUCUCGGGCUCUGGGGCAGCUGUACAGCGAGAUGAUUUUUAUCCAUGGAUUUGUGCAUUGUGACCCCCACCCUGGAAAUGUGCUGGUCCGACAGUCAGAAGGCAGCAGAGGCGCAGAAAUCCUUCUGCUGGAUCACGGGCUGUACCAGGAACUGACUGACAACUUCCGCCUGAACUACUGUCACCUGUGGCAGGCGCUGCUAGCGGCAGACAUGGCCGGGGUACGCAGGUACAGCCAGCGCUUGGGGGCUGGAGAUUUAUACCCCCUGUUUGCUUGUAUGCUGACGGCCCGAUCCUGGGACUCUGUGAACCGCGGCAUUGAUCGAGGUCCUGUCAGCGCAGAGGAGGCGCAGGAGAUCCGCAGUAAUGCCGCCGCGUACCUCCCUCAGAUCAGUCAGCUCCUCGCCAGUGUCCCGCGUCAGAUGCUUCUACUGUUGAAAACCAACGACCUCCUGCGUGGGAUUGAGACUGCUCUUCACACCAAUGCGAGUGCCAGCUCCUUCCUCAGCAUGUCUCGCUGCUGCAUUCGGGCAGUGGCCAGACAUCGCAGACAGACGGCCACCUCCUGUUGGUUCUACGCUCAUAUCUCCAUCUCGGAGUCACUACAUCUGGGACAGCUGCAGCUCUAUGAGCUCCUUCUUUGGGCUCGGACCACCCGGCUGCAGCGCUGGCUGACUCUUCUUGUGCACUGGAUAUCACACUCUAUAUGGACAUCUCCUGGAGACCUUCAACCUACGGAAGGUUUGGCCAUUGCUUAGAACUGUAGCUUGCACGGGGAGCCGGUCUGUAUAAGUGCAGACCUCACCAGUACACGGAUGUGUUCAGAUCAGAGGCAUGAUCUUCUUUUCACCACCAGGUGGCGCUCUGGUCAGCUGACAGUGGAGAUGUACAGAACAGCAGCAGAGGACGCCGGGCCCCGUCCAUCAGUUAUUAUAGUCGCCGAUGACUUAUUACAAGGUCUUGAGGUUUCCUUCCUGUUUUGGGGUGCUGGCAUGUCUUGUCUCAGACUUUUGUGUACUAAUUUGUCAUGUUUGAGCCGUAUACUGACCCCAAAACAUGCGCUCAUAGUCACCUGUUCAGUGACGCUGAGCUACACAAGGCGAGGCAAUGUCAAUGACUGCUAGCUCUUAGGGCAAGAAUGAUCUUCCAUAUACUACCGCAGAGCAGCGAGCAAUGUCAGUCCUGGACCACAGCCCAUCUGUGUGCUACGUGCUUUCUGGCGACUCGGGGUGUGAGGUCUGCUCUGGUAUUAAAGGGUCCUGUAACCUUUCUUCAGAUGUCAGCCGUGGUACUGUGGUAGGUCGGGGCUGACGAUCUCUACCCUGUAGAACAGAUCGUUAGAUUGUACGGUAUAAAAUGCUCUUGUGAUGUCGCCCCGGAUCCUGGGGUCUCAUCUGUGUGCAGCAGAGCUCUCCGCGUGUCUUCUCCUGACCUAGAUCUGAGGGUCACUGAGCAGGUCUCCCUGCAGCAGCAGGAGGAGAGGGGCCCGGGGCUGAAUGUGCUGGAAGCCGGCACAAUAGAGGAUUUCC